CACUCACCCUCUCUCAGGAGUAGAACUUUGCCAAGAUAGCAAAGGCUAGGUCUGAAGCCGUGGUCUACAUAUGGCUGGGGAUAGGCUCACUGGCCUUUUCAGCCAUGCCUUUGGCUGUCAAAUCCCGAGCAAAUCGAGUUGAGGUUCAGUACUCCCACCUUUUCCUUCCUGGUUUCUAGAUCUGCCUCCUGCUUCUCACACCCCCUCUCCACCUUACCUAGAAAGAUGCCAUCCUCAGCCCGCUGUACCUUAGUGGGAUUCCCUUCCUCUGGAGAAUCCGGAGCCUCCAGCUUGAAUUAAAAGAUGCAAGAGUUACCAUGCCUUGGAGAGAAUCUGCUGUUUAGGGCACAGCCCUGUGUCUAGGUCGUUUGGGAAACGCCUUGGAGAGUCAAGAAUAAAAUUGCAGGUCAAACAAUGGAUGACUGGAAAAGUCGGCUUGUAAUCAAGAGCAUGCUUCCCCAUUUCGCCAUGGUGGGAAAUCGUCAGGAGCCCAGAAAGCUCCAGGAAUCGGGAAAGAAGCCCUCGUGGAUGGAGGAAGAAGAUUUAUCUUUUCUCUACAAGAGCAGCCCAGGAAGAAAGCACCAGGGAACUGUUAAGAGGAGACAAGAAGAAGACCACUUCCAGUUUCCAGACAUGGCUGAUGGGGGCUACCCUAAUAAAAUUAAGAGGCCUUGCCUUGAAGAUGUCACCCUUGCAAUGGGCCCAGGCGCCCAUCCUGGUACUGCCUGUGCAGAGCUGCAGGUCCCUCCAUUGACAAUGAAUCCUAGCCCUGCGGCUAUGGGAGUGGCUGGCCAGUCGUUACUGCUCGAGAAUAACCCUAUGAAUGGCAAUAUCAUGGGCUCACCAUUUGUGGUACCACAGACUACAGAAGUGGGACUGAAAGGGCCUGCUGUUCCUUACUAUGAGAAAAUCAACAGCGUGCCGGCUGUAGACCAGGAGCUUCAAGAGCUGCUAGAGGAGCUCACCAAAAUUCAAGACCCUUCUCCGAACGAGCUAGAUCUUGAGAAGAUACUGGGGACGAAGCCAGAAGAGCCACUGGUUUUAGAUCAUCCCCAGGCAACCCUAAGCACAACCCCCAAGCCUUCGGUUCAGAUGUCACACUUGGAGAGCCUGGCUUCCAGCAAGGAGUUUGCUUCUAGUUGCAGCCACGUUACUGGCAUGUCACUUCAGAUCCCGUCCUCCACAGGGAUCAGCUAUUCGAUUCCUUCCACCAGUAAGCAGAUAGUGUCACCGAGUUCUUCAAUGGCACAGUCCAAGAGCCAGGUCCAGGCUAUGCUCCCUGUUGCUCUGCCCCCCUUACCAGUGCCUCAGUGGCAUCAUGCCCACCAGCUGAAGGCACUGGCAGCCAGCAAGCAGGGGUCUGCUACGAAGCAGCAAGGGCCCACCCCCAGUUGGUCUGGUCUGCCUCCUCCAGGACUCUCUCCACCUUACCGCCUGGUGCCAUCACCACACCCACCACCACCACCACUGCCGCCACCACCCCCACCAUUCAGCCCCCAGAGCCUCAUGGUGUCCUGCAUGUCGUCCAAUACUUUGUCGGGCAGCACUCUCCGAGGCUCUCCCAAUGCCUUACUGUCAAGCAUGACGUCCAGCAGCAAUGCUGCCCUGGGGCCCACCAUGCCCUAUGCUCCUGAGAAGCUCCCCAGCCCUGCUCUCACUCAACAGCCGCAGUUCGGCCCUCAGAGCUCCCUUCUUGCCAACCUCGUGUCCUCUACCAUCAAAACCCCUCAAGGACACCUGAUGUCUGCUCUGCCCGCCAGCAACCCUGGGCCUUCCCCACCCUAUCGCCCGGAGAAGCUCUCCAGCCCAGGCUUGCCACAGCAGUCCUUCACCCCACAGUGCUCCCUGAUCCGAAGCCUCACUCCCACCAAUAAUCUUCUAAGCCAGCAGCAGCAGCAGCAGCAACAGCAACAGCAGCAGCAGCAGCAAGCAAAUGCGAUCUUUAAGCCCAUGAACAGCAACUCAUCCAAAACCCUGAGCAUGAUCAUGCAGCAGGGGAUGGCAAGCUCCAGCCCAGGAGCCACAGAGCCAUUUACUUUUGGCAACACCAAGCCCUUGUCCCAUUUUGUUUCUGAGCCGGGUCCCCAGAAGAUGCCCUCCAUGCCUGCCACCUCUAGGCAGCCUUCCCUGCUCCACUACCUGCAGCAGCCGACACCAACACAGGCCUCUUCAGCCACUGCCUCCUCCACAGCCACUGCCACCUUGCAGCAGCAGCAGCAGCAACAGCAGCAGCAACCUGACCAUUCAUCAUUCCUUCUGCAGCAGAUGAUGCAGCAACCCCAGCGUUUUCAGCGAUCAGUGGCCUCAGAUUCCAUGCCUGCUCUGCCCAGACAGCAAGAGGAACAGAGAUCAGGUCAUAUGGCAAUGACCCCUGAACGGCAGAAUGCAUAUAUCUCCCAACAGAUGAGUCCAUUUCAAGCUGCCCAAGAACAAGUCACCUCCAAGUGUAGCCGGAUCAAGGCAAGCCCCCCAUCUAGCAAGCACUUGAUGCCACCCAGAACUGGGCUCCUUCAGAACAAUCUGAGUCCAGGAAUGAUCCCACUCAGCAGGCACCAGAGCUGCGAGGGCAUGGAAGUGAUCUCACCAACUCUGGGGAAGCGGCAAGGAAUUUCCACCUCCAGCUCCCAGUUUCCCAUCCCCUCGCACUCAGGCCAGACUCCCCUGGGCAGUCUUGGCCCUGUCUGCCAGCAUACGCAGAGUCCCAAGGCCACCCCACCAGAAGUGCCCCUGCCUGGGUUCUGUCCCAGCUCCCUGGGCACCCAGUCCUUGAGUCCCCACCAGCUCAGACGGCCUAGUGUGCCAAGAAUUCCCACUGUGUUUAACAAUGCUGCAUGGGGCACAGCGGCAGCAGCUGUGACCACAGCAGUUUCGGGGAAACCACCCCUGAGCCAAGUGGAUAAUAGUGUUCAGCAGCAUUUUGAUAGCAACUCCAUCUUUGCCAAGGCGCCUGUGAGAGUGCCCCUGAUGGCCCCAGUGUUCCCAUCGCAGCAGACAGUUGCGACUCCCAAUCAGAUGGCCUCUGAAGGCAGGCCUGGCCAGAAGGUGAGUGCUGUUCUGGCCAACAACCCCAGCUUCAGCCUGCUGGGCAGUCAGAGCCUCAGGCAGAGCCCGGUGCGGGGCCCAGUGCCUGUAGCAAACACCACCAAGUUCCUCCAGAAGGGUAUGGCCAGCUUUAGUCCCCUGAGCCCCAUACAGGGCAUCGAGCCACCAAGCUAUGUGGCUGCUGCUGCCACCGCUGCUGCUGCUUCUGCCGUUGCCGCCAGCCAGUUCCCAGGUCCGUUCAACAGAACGGGUAUUCCCCCUGAGCUGCCACCUGCCGACUUUUUGCGCCAGCCCCAACCCCCACUAAAUGAUCUGAUUUCGUCACCUGACUGCAAUGAGGUAGAUUUCAUUGAAGCUCUCUUGAAAGGCUCCUGUGUGAGCCCAGAUGAAGACUGGGUGUGCAACUUGAGGCUGAUCGAUGACAUUUUGGAACAGCAUGCUGCUGCUCAAAAUGCCACAGCCCAGAAUGCUGGACAAGUCACCCAGGAUGCUGGGGCACUUUAAAUCUGAGCAGGAUGCCCAUAGAAACGCCCACGUUGACAUCGCUCUAGGGAGUGGUGUCACUCCACACCCGCAGCUGUCUCCCGUUACAAUUUGAGUGGUGUUGUCAGCCCAUGCUUAUCCCUCCCUCUACCUGUGACAAAAUGGAAAGCUGGUGAUUUUUCAAGCUACGUGUACAUAUUUGAAAAUUUUGUAAAUGGUUUUCCUAAACAUUAAUGACAGAAGUAUUUAUACUUCAUUUUGUGACUUUGUAAAUAAAGCGACGGCUUUUGUUUCAGUAGAGCUGUGUUUACUAUGCAUUGUUUUGUGUUUAUUAUACAUUGUUACAAAUAUGCAGACUGUGUUGUUUGCUCCAGUGAUACCUUGUUAAGCUAGGUGGCUGAGUCGCUUAUGGUUUUGAUGCAAUGAGCAAUGUGGAUGUGACCAAGAGUUGUUGUGCAAGUUGACAAAUGCCAAAUAGAAAACCACUUGGCCAUUUAUUUCUAUGUUCACUAAAAAUCCUAUUGCCUUGUGUGAUUCUUAAUCUCUUUUUGCAAACCUUUCAGUCUCCGCUAGCUCUUUCCUAAUGAGCAUUUAUAGCAGAAGCCGUUUUAUCAUUAAGUGCCCCACAGAGACACUUUACCAGGAGGCUGAGAGAGUUCUCCAGAUCUGGGAGAGGCACAGAGAGAGCGUGUGCGCCGAGCACUGUCUCAGCAAUCCACCUUGAGGAGCUAGAGUAUCCUCCUCCCUUUACCAUUCAGACCGAGAGAAAAAGCCCAGCUUGUGUGCACCCUCGUGGGGUGAAGGCGAGCUGUUCCUGGUUUAAAGCCUUUCAGUAUCUGUUUUGAUGUAAGGCUCUGUGGUUUGAGGGGGAACAUCUGUAAACAUUAAUAGUUGAUUUGGGGUUUGUCUUUGAUGGUUUCUAUCUGCAAUUAUUGUCAUGUAUAUUUAAGUGUCUGUUAUAGAAAACCCACACCCACUGUCCUGUAAACUUUCCUCAGUGUCCAGACUUUGUGUAAUCACAUUUUAAUUGCCACCUCGUAUUUCGCCUCUACAUUUGAAAUCUGGCGUCUGUUUCAAGCCAGUGUGUUUUUUCUUCGUUCUGUAAUAAACAGCCAGGAGAAAAGUG
This is a messenger RNA of Macaca mulatta (Rhesus monkey), 4651 nucleotides long. NCBI's taxonomy places the organism in Eukaryota, Metazoa, Chordata, Mammalia, Primates, Cercopithecidae. The record is from RefSeq and is a predicted model, not a curated record.